GGAGGUGUUUAUCAUGGCGUUGGUCACCGUGCAACGGUCUCCAAGUGUAUCCAAUUCCCCGCAGAGUUCGGAUUCAGGUGCUGGUGCGCCAGCAGACGAUGACGAAGCAGCGAGGAAUUGCAAAAGCCUGAGCGAAUGUUACUUCGCUGGGAAGGGUGCGGCCCUAGUUCUACCACCCAAUGAAAGGGCCAGACCCUCGAGAAGGGUUUCUGCGGCAGGAUGCGACAUCCAACAGCACUUGCAAUCUAUGUUUUAUCUACUGAGACCGGAAGAAACACUGAAAAUGGCGGUGAAAUUGGAGUCGGUGCAUCCAGGAAGGACGAGAUACCUGGUCGUCGUAUCCUGCACGGGAAGGCAGGAUGCCGAAGAGAGUUGCCUUCUCGGUAUCGAUUGUCACGCCAGGGCGACCGUUGGUCUUGUACUUCGAGUUCUGGCCGACACUGCCAUUACUCUUGACGGCGACGGAGGUUUCAGCGUCAGUGUUUGUGGUUCGCAGCACAUCUUCAAGCCUGUAUCGGUACAAGCCAUGUGGUCGGCUUUGCAGACGUUGCACAAGGUAUCGAGUAAGGCACGUGAGCAGAACUAUUUCCUGGGUGGCCUGUCACACGACUGGGUCAAUUACUAUGAACAACGAAUUGAAAGCGAUCGCUCGUGUCUCAACGAAUGGCAUGCUAUGGACAAUCUGGAAUCCCGAAGACCACCGUCGCCGGACAGCGUACGCACCAAACCCAGAAAAAGGGACGAGACUGAACGUGUGAUCCGAUCGACGUUGAAGGAGAUCAUGAUGUCCGUGGACCUCGACGAGGUAACCUCGAAGUACAUUCGAGGUCGUCUCGAGGAAGACCUCGACAUGGAUCUUGGGGAGUUUAAGCCAUUCAUCGAUCAAGAGAUGCUCACCAUUCUGGGUCAAAUGGACGCGCCGACUGAAAUAUUUGACCACGUUUACCUAGGAAGUGAGUGGAACGCGAGCAACUUGGAGGAGCUCCAGAAGAAUGGUGUCAGGCAUAUCCUGAACGUAACUCGGGAAAUCGACAACUUCUUCCCUGGGAUGUUUACGUAUUUAAACGUGCGCGUUUAUGACGACGAGAAGACCGACUUGCUGAAGCACUGGGACGACACGUUCAAAUAUAUCACGAAGGCGAAGAAGGAGGGUUCGAAGGUGCUGGUACAUUGCAAAAUGGGAGUAUCCAGAUCCGCCUCGGUGGUGAUCGCGUACGCGAUGAAAGCGUACAAUUGGGACUUUUCCCAGGCUUGGAAGCAUGUGAAGGAGAAACGGAACUGCAUCAAGCCGAACAACAGCUUCCUGAUACAGUUGGAGACCUAUCAGGGCAUACUGGACGCGAUGAAGAACAAAGAGAAGCUUCAGAGGUCGAAGUCAGAUACGAAUUUGAAAUCUCCCACCUCGACGAAGGAUCAGUCGAAGAAAGAGCAGAAAACGGAUAACAUAGACAACGGCUUGCAAAGUGUUUCGGGCUCUGAACUGAAGAAGACCAGCCAGAGGCCGAAAAGUUGGUCGCCGAACGUAAAAAUUAGUGACACCAUGUUGCCUUCUGUUCCCCUUUCACAAUCCCUCGAGAGCAUCGACAAGUCAGGGAGCACGGAAGUAACCAGGGAGGACCUUCUUCGUUCCAGUAACCAGAAAGCCAGUAUGCUGCAAGAAGCGCGGAACGUGUUGAUGCCAUGCGGCAAUGGACAAUCGUACAGUGUGUCGCAGAACAAGAUCGUUCAUUUGCCAGGUCCCUCGCCCGACGUACCAAGCGUGAAAAAUCGCAUCAGCAAGUUAGAAACGCAACAGGGCCAGAGGAGGAAAGGCUUGGUGCUGAACCUGACGAAUCAGUUCGAAGCGGUGAGCAGCAAACCUUCCUCCCCGAGUUCCGAUUCCGACGGCAAACCUCUUGCGCAGAGUCCGAUCUCCGGUGUGAACGAGAACGGGCUUGGCGCGCAACAGUCGUCGUCGGAAGUGUUGUCGAACGCCUCUGUGAAACAGGACGUCUGGGAUCCCGGCGAGAAGCGAGGAAAGAAAACGGAAAUCGAUAGUAAUAGUGAAUGUCUAGUCUGGACUGCAUCAUCGUCCGAUGCAACAUGUACCAAUUCGUGUAUUACCGGUAAGACUAACGGGGAAGUGAGUGCGGAAAGUGAGUGUGUUGCGACGACGACGACAACCGUGUACCCUAGUAACACGUUGCCGCGAAAAACAAGAAAGGACGGAGAUCCGUUCAGUACGCAAGUCGAUCGUGUGUUUGACCGGGAGGAGAGGCAAGGAGAGCCGGUUACGAGAGACUCUCCGAGCCGGCAGAGCUCUUGGAGCAGUUACGACAGUGCCGUGGUUUUAGACAACAACUCAGUGCACAGUUCCUGGGCCACGCUGCCCUCGAGGAACAGUUCCUGGGGUUCGUACGACAUGCGACCGUCGGACUUGCUCGGUUCCAGUGGUCUUUUUCCUUACGACAAGGAAGAGAUACCUUGGCACCCGGGCACCGUGAAACGUACCAAACAGAAGCUCGAGGAGAACACCACUUCUGGGACUGUGAAACGUGUGUGUACGCAAACCUCCGUCACGGAUGACAAGGAUAGACUGCCCGUCGAGGAAGAAUCGUAUAAUCCGGUGUUGCUACACCACACCGCGUCCCCGACACCGCGAAGAAGGGAUUCUUCGCCUAGCCAGGAGCACAAUUUGAAGGUGGAUCCUGCUAGAAACUCUCCGAGUCCUAUCAGAGGAAUCGUCAUCUCUCCAGCGGCGAUACGUCAAGAUGGGAGGCUGUCGACGAGCGCGCCAGCGCCGUCUUCACUUUCCUCGGACUCGGAUCUACCGUCGUCGUUAAGGUCUUGCAGGUCGGAAAGCGAAACUUCGAGCCCGUGUGUCGUGAACACCACACAGUGUUCCUCGGUGAAGCACCACAAGAUGGUCCUGGAGAAUCUGAGUAACAAGUCGAUAUUGAACAAACGUUGCCUGUCUGUGGAUGACUCGCCGGAUGCCGAAUGCCCGCGAAGUACCUCUGGUAUCGUGAAGAAUCUCAAGAAGGAGUUCGAGGCGAAGUCAACGAAGCUGGAGAAGAGUCCGGAGAACAGUUUCGAGAACGAUUCGUCGAUUUCGGUCGGUCGACCGAAAAGGGACGUGAAGAUCAGAAGUUUGCCCUCGUCGCCGGUGAUCCCCCAUAACGAAUCGAAGAUUCAAGCCUCGUCCGAAACCAAAGAGAAAGUGAAAUCGAACGACACAACGGCGGCGCCUACGCAGGAUAGCUCGGAGGAUCGGUCGGUCAGGGUUCUGGUAGGGAAAUACGAGGUAAAACCGACCGACUCGAGGAAAACCUCGGAGAUUCAGCUGCGCAUGCACAAAGAGAAGGAUUGGGAAUCGUCGAUAGACUCGCAACACACAGCUAAUAACAAAUCGAAAGUUACUCCUGAAUACAGUAGAAGGUCAGCGCCGAUCAUGAUCAACAAUCACUCGUCGUCCCCUUUGUUUACCGAGGUGCUGGAAGCACCUGGCAGGCCACCGGUUCCCUCGGCUGGAGUUGUGGCAGCUAGCAAGAAGCAACAACAGCACGGCAGAACGCAUCCUCUUUCCAGGCUGCAGGUCAGGCCUAGGCACAGCAGUCCGGUUUACAACACCAUGUAAAAGGGAAACGUUUCUGUUUUUUCUCCCAUUGAGUCAAAUCUGAGCGCGCGUACCUGAAUGCAUGGGUAUGUGUUGUCGUGGCCACGAUGUGAAACUGUGUGAUCUCUAUUGAUGCCAACAAGUCGAGGGUCGUCCUUUUCAAAGCGUCGAUGAGAAAUCGACGAGGACAGGAUUUAUAUAGAAUUCACUUCCCACCAUCUUCGAUGUACAAUUUACUGUUCGCGAGAAUGUCCUAUACUUAUAUAUAUAUAUAUAUGCUUUGCGACGAUAAGACAGAGCACCAGAAUUUUUUUUCGAUGUUCCUUCGAACGAGGAU
Molecule: messenger RNA, 3932 nt
Organism: Habropoda laboriosa
Lineage: Eukaryota; Metazoa; Arthropoda; Insecta; Hymenoptera; Apidae
Gene: ssh
Product: protein phosphatase Slingshot
Exons: 9
Coding region: 14-3616 (1200 amino acids)
Biological process (GO): negative regulation of actin filament polymerization; actin cytoskeleton organization; protein dephosphorylation
Cellular component (GO): cytoplasm
Molecular function (GO): actin binding; protein tyrosine/serine/threonine phosphatase activity
Source: RefSeq, a predicted model, not a curated record